Chaetura pelagica (chimney swift) is the source of this 1891-nucleotide messenger RNA. RefSeq names its product plexin domain containing 2 (gene PLXDC2). The record is from RefSeq and is a predicted model, not a curated record. Bases 1 to 1581 code for a protein of 526 amino acids. The transcript is spliced from 14 exons. Lineage: Eukaryota; Metazoa; Chordata; Aves; Apodiformes; Apodidae.
AUGGGUGAUACAGAUGUGGGGGUCUGUUACAGACCUACUGAUCAGGAUAAGAGUGUUGACGAGGCUUUCGCCUUAGUCCUCAUGGGGGAUUUUAACUACCCAGGUGUGUUUUAUGAAGUUGUUCAGAGCUUCCCUCGAGUGGAGGAGACUGUGCAGGUGGAUUUCCAUGUAAGCAGCCACAGGUGGAGAAGGCACUCAGAGUCUCUCAAAUCAGUCGACACCAACAGAGCCAGCAUGGGGCAGGACUCCUCUGAGCCAGGGGGUUUCACGGACUUGCUGCUUGCGGAGGGCCCUGACAACGCCACUCAAGUAGAGGAGGACACAGAUCAUAACUAUUACACUUCAAGGACAUAUGGCCCAUAUGAUUCUACCAGCCGGGAUUUGUGGGUGAAUAUAGACCAAAUGGAGAAGGACAAAGUAAAGAUUCAUGGGAUCCUUUCCAAUACCCAUCGACAAGCAGCUAGAGUGAAUCUGUCCUUCGAUUUUCCAUUCUAUGGUCAUUUUCUACGUGAAAUUACUGUGGCAACUGGAGGUUUCAUAUAUACUGGAGAAGUUGUGCAUCGAAUGCUAACAGCUACACAAUAUAUUGCACCCUUAAUGGCAAAUUUUGACCCCAGUGUGUCAAGAAAUUCAACAGUCAGAUACUUUGAUAAUGGCACAGCACUAGUUGUCCAGUGGGACCAUGUACAUCUGCAGGAUAAUUACAACCUGGGCAGUUUCACUUUUCAGGCCACCCUUCUCAAUGAUGGGCGUAUCAUUUUCGGCUACAAAGAAAUACCUGUCGCUGUGACACAGAUAAGUUCAACCAACCACCCAGUGAAAGUGGGACUCUCAGAUGCAUUUGUGGUUGUGCACAGGAUCCAGCAAAUUCCCAAUGUCCGUAGAAGAACAAUUUAUGAGUACCACAGGGUGGAGCUACAGAUGUCAAAGAUUACCAAUCUCUCAGCUGUUGAAAUGAUACCUCUUCCAACUUGUCUCCAGUUUACCAGCUGUGGCCCCUGUGUCACUGCCCAGAUUGGCUUCAACUGCAGCUGGUGCAGCAAACUCCAAAGGUGCUCCAGUGGAUUUGACCGUCACCGGCAGGACUGGGUAGACAGUGGCUGCCCUGAAGAGUCGAAAGAUAAGAUUUGUGAGAAUAUAGACACAACUGAAACACCUCCAUACUCUACCACCACCCUUCUGCCAACCACCACAAAGUUCAGAGUUUUAACAACUGCCAGAGCAUCCACCACUUCCCACCUGCCAACUAGCCUGCCCACGGAAGAUGACACCAAGAUAGCACUGCACCUUAAAGACAAUGGAGCUUCCACAGAUGACAGUGCAGCAGAGAAGAAGGGUGGAACACUUCAUGCUGGCUUAAUUGUCGGCAUUCUAGUCCUGGUCCUCAUUGUGGCUGCAGCCAUCCUCGUGACUGUCUAUAUGUAUCAUCAUCCAACGUCAGCAGCCAGUCUCUUCUUUAUAGAGCGACGUCCAAGCAGAUGGCCAGCAAUGAAGUUCAGAAGAGGAUCUGGACAUCCUGCCUAUGCUGAAGUGGAACCAGUUGGAGAAAAAGAAGGGUUCAUCGUAUCAGAGCAGUGCUAAAAUUUCUAGGACCGAACACCAGUACUGGCCUACAGGUGUAAGACAUUUAUUUUGCCUCUCUCUAAAGAAAAGAAGCCCUAAGCUGCUGUAGCCUGAUAGAAAGAAGAUUUUGGAUAAACUUGGUUCAAGGAAGAAAACUAAGAUACCAGAUUACUGCACAGUAGUUUUUGUUAGCAAACUGAGACACAAUGGUUCAUGCAGAACUCUUGUCAGUGGACACCUAUGGUAUCAGAACUAUGGCACAAGUGCCAUGUUGUUUGCUUUAGGUAUGGGGAUGCACAGUAAUCAAAAUAUAAUAAAGCUUUGGUGC